This is a messenger RNA of Cyprinus carpio (common carp), 4860 nucleotides long. Its product is annotated as potassium voltage-gated channel subfamily A member 10-like. Gene Ontology annotation, biological process: protein homooligomerization; potassium ion transmembrane transport. NCBI's taxonomy places the organism in Eukaryota, Metazoa, Chordata, Actinopteri, Cypriniformes, Cyprinidae. The record is from RefSeq and is a predicted model, not a curated record. Gene Ontology annotation, molecular function: protein binding; delayed rectifier potassium channel activity. Gene Ontology annotation, cellular component: membrane; voltage-gated potassium channel complex.
UUGGUCAAAAAUAAAUUCUAACUCUUCUUCUUUGUUUUGCAGGUCAUGCACCUUGGAUUCUUCCUCAUUGUGUUGACCUCCACCUCAAAAUCAAAUGCCAAAGAGCAUUUGAAAUAUUGAACCAGUGGGUUUGUUCUGGUGAAGGUUGAAUUUGGUGGUUGUCUGAUAUCUGGAGCCACAUGACGGUCCAGGCUGGAAGGAUCGAGGUGGCGCUAGUUGAAUUUGAGGGUAUGGAGAAUACUAACGGUGUGGACAAUUUCAAUGACCCAGACUACCCAAAUGAGAUGACAGCUUUGAGGGUAGAAAUGCCAGAGUUUGGACCUGGCAGCACCUACUGCAAUUCUGCAAAAGUGUUGUCAUAUAAAGAGAAAACCCCACAAAAUCUGGACAAACCACAAUCACCUGUCCUACCCCCUCACACGAGGAGAGGUCGUGCCAGCUGCGCUAGUCUGAUUUCAAACUGGAAGUUACUUGUGAACAGUGAAGGAUCACAAAGUGAGAUGAUCUUCAGUAAAAUAGCCAAAGAAUACGAGGACUUGUUUAUUGAUAAGCAACCUCUUGAUGAAGGUGAUCAAAAGGUCAUUAUUAACAUCGCCGGUCUUCGCUUCGAAACCCGUUUGAGGACCCUUGACCAGUUCCCAGACACCCUUCUGGGCAACCCAAUGAAAAGAAUGGGCUAUUUUGACCCCAUGAGAAACGAGUAUUUCUUUGACCGCAAUCGCCCGAGCUUUGAUGGGAUCCUGUACUACUAUCAGUCGGGGGGGAAGGUCCGCCGUCCCUCGAACGUACCUUUAGAUGUCUUUGCGGAUGAGAUUACCUUCUAUGAGUUAGGACAGGAAGCCAUGGACCAGUUCCGCGAGGAGGAAGGCUUUAUCAAAGACGUGGAGAUCCCAUUGCCAUCCAAUGAGUUUUACAGGCAAUUUUGGCUGCUCUUUGAGUAUCCCGAGAGCUCAAAUGCAGCCAGAGGGGUCGCACUCAUUUCCGUCUUUGUCAUCGUCAUCUCCAUCGUCAUAUUCUGCAUAGAGACCCUCCCAGAAUUCCGUGAGGACCUGGAGCUUUUUCCGACUGCGGGUGUUUCCUUCAACCAGACGCAUCCUUCAGGUGCUCCUCCAAGUGCCUCUCCCAAAACCAUCACCAGCACCUUCUCUGACCCCUUCUUCAUUCUUGAGACUGCAUGCAUCAUCUGGUUCUUUUUCGAGCUCUGCGUGCGUUUCCUGGUUUGCCCCAGCAAGCGGGAAUUUUUUAACAACAUUAUGAACAUGAUUGACAUUGUCUCCAUUUUUCCCUAUUUCGUCACUUUGAUAACUGAGAUCGUAACCACCACCAAUAAGUCCAACACAGGGCAGAAUAUGUCCCUGGCCAUCCUGCGUAUCAUUAGACUGGUGCGAGUCUUCAGGAUCUUUAAGCUUUCCAGACACUCCAAAGGGCUGCAGAUCCUGGGCCAGACACUCAAGGCCAGCAUGAGGGAACUUGGCCUGCUCAUCUUCUUUCUCUUCAUAGGCGUCAUCCUCUUCUCCAGCGCCAUCUAUUUCGCUGAGGUGGAUGAUCCCAAAACCCAAUUUGUUAGCAUCCCUGAUGGAUUCUGGUGGGCUGUAGUUACCAUGACCACUGUGGGAUAUGGAGACAUGUGUCCUAUUACACUAGGCGGUAAGAUUGUGGGCACUCUGUGUGCCAUUGCUGGGGUCUUGACCAUCGCCCUGCCUGUGCCUGUAAUAGUCUCCAAUUUCAACUACUUUUACCAUAGAGAGAGAGACCAGGAGGAAAAGCAGCCCACGGCUGAGACAACCGAUCAAGUUUUAAAGUCAGGGAACAAUACAAAAUAUGGUAGUAGUUCUUCUCUGAACAAGACAAAUGGGAGCUGGCAGACUGAUAAAUCAAAGUUUUAAAACCCAUAUGGAAACUUCAUUUUCAUGAGUGUGAAUCUCAUUAAACAUAUUCAGGUCAUACUUCACAACAAAAUCAAGACAUUAUAUUUUGCAUAAAGAAAAUAAUCUAUUUUAGUAUCACUGCAAGUUUUAUCAUAACAAAUAAAAAAUCAUUCCAGUUCUCAGUAAUGCAUCUGGAUGUUUUACCUUAAUUAUUUUGUAACUGUUAUUAUUCUCAAUGGCGAUUUUCAUCAGGUUCUCAUUAAUGUAGUAUUUAAUUUAUCAUUAUCAUUUGAAGUGCCCCAAUUAUGCCAUUUUUAAAGCUCCUAAUAUUGGUUUGGGAGGCCCCUACAACAGGUUUACAUGCAUGCAACACUUUAAUUUUCACAUAAUAUACAUUUAAUUUCACCGCAUUUCUCAAUGAUUCACACGAAGCAGUUCAAAGAUUCAGUCUCUAUAAACCCCUCCUUUCCGUGAGCUUACUCUUCUCUGAUUGGUCAGAUGGCCAGAUCUUUUGUUACUGGUCUACUGCAUAAAGGUGAAAAAAAGUAAAAGUGAAAGUCGUGACAUCUGCCAAGUAUGGUAACUCGGAAUUGGUGGUCUGCAUUUAACCCAUCCAAGUGCACACACACAGCAGUGAGAAGUGAACCCACCGUGAAGACACAUCUGGAGCAGUGGGCAGCUAUAUUCAUUCCCCACCCACCUACAAUUCCUGCCAGCACCGAGACUUGAACCUAUGACCUUUUGGUUACAAGUCCAAUUCUCUAACCAUUAGCCCACAGCUGCCCCUUAAAGGAUAGCUCUGUCAGAAGUGGUAUAGAGCACGUGUCAGAAACAAAAUGCUCAUUGCCAUGACUGAAUGACAGCUCCAUAGAGAAUGUAUGGAGAUAAAAGGUGGUAUCAAUUUUACCUUAUAAAUUCAAGCCUGAAUCCGAUGUUGAAACGUCUUGUUGAUCACUGUCGGCUUGACAACUUUGCAGAUAUUUUAAAUUCACAGACCGCUACAUUACACACAGCAUGAAAGGCAAUAUUCAAAAUGGCAUAUUAGGGGCACUUUAAAUGCUUUACAACAAGUACUUCCAAGAUUAAUAAAUGAAUGUUCUUCACAGGUUUUGUGAGAUUCAGCCAAUAAUGUCAUUAUUAGUGCUUCAGCAUUUGCUAGAUUUUAUUUUAUUUAUUUAUUAUUUUUUUUAAAUUCUCUGGAACAGAUUAUUAUAAAUGCUACCUUACUUGAAUGAUAUGAAUGUGAUUACAAUUUCUUUGAAAACAAAAGUAACAGAAUUUAAAUUUCAUGUUAGAUAUCCAUCUGUGUUGCAUAAUCCUUUUAUUAAAUAAUAAUUCAAACUAAACCAUCUCAUAAUCUCAUAAACCUACCACAUCCGGUCCACUAUGUGUAAUUAAAUAUUACAGAAUCAGCCUGAAAAUUAAAUGACAACUGCACUGUUAUCAAGUGUGUUUGGGUGGCUUAAUGCUUCCACCAGCAAACUACAAUUUUGGGUAACCUGCAAAAUGACACUUUUAACAUUUAUCUCUAAGACCAUUGUCUCUAUGUAUGUUUUUCUAAUCUAAUUCCAAAUUAAGUAGUGUGUUUCAUAAAUGUAUCAUUUUGCAUUUGAAAUUAUAAUCAUUAUGGUUUGUUGUGGCACUUUAGAGGAAGCUCAGCCAAUGAAGAGGAGAAAUGCAUUCAGAGUUUUCCACUUACAGUCCAUAUUCAUUUCUAUGAGCUUAACAGUGCCUUUGACUCAGAUGGGCUGAACCUGUUGUAGGCAUGCUGUCAUACAGGUUUUAUAUUGAGAGAAUUUCCUUGUAUUAAUGGUGAGUGUUGCCUUGAUUCAAAUAAAUAUAUAUUCAUAGACCUAACAAGACUUCCAAGUCUUGUUCUCUUUGUCAGAUUCAACAGUUACCUAGAGAAGGUUAGAGAAAUGAAGAAUUUUCUUUGAGAAAAAUGUCCUGAAACAAGAUAAAGACAUUCAUUUUUUGAUCAUUUUGCUAAAUAAGUGAAAGUAUACAACAUUUUGUUGGAGAGAGAAUCAGGGAGCUAUGAGCCAAGGUCUCGCUGUAUUAUAUAAGUUGUUUUGCAAAAUCUUGUGAAUCUUAGUGAGCUGUUCCCCAAGACAUACUGGAAAUAAACACAUAUUUUCAUUGUGUUUUUGAUGUUAUAACUGCUGCUAUUUUAUAUUUACCUGAGGUUACGUCAUAUCAGUUUGAAGAAGUAGUGUGUCAUUGUUAAUCUGACAUUCAUUUGCACAUUUUGCCUCUAUAUUGAUAGUUCUUCUAACUGAACAUUGUGGUUUGUGCUAGAGAAUGAACUGUACAUUUGUACAAAUCCUUUUAUUCUAUAAUUAGAAUCUAAUGAGAACAUUCAAAGCCUUCAAAAUAUUAAUAAGGAAUCUUCAGGAACUUGCAAAUCAUGUGCUUAGCCUGAAACUGAUCAUAUUUGGUUGUAAAUUUAUGACUGUAAAUAAGUGACAACAUAAAGUAAUUUAAUAUGUUAAUAAUUGUGUACUGUAUGUAUUCAAAUUAUGCAUUGUGUAAUCGUUGCAGUGUUUGACCUGAAAUGCAAAUCACAGUGAAAUGAAGCUCAGGCUGCUGGUGUGGUCACUUCAAAACCUGUUUCAAUAAUUAGCAUUACAUACUUGCAUUUCUUAGCUGAAAUAGUAAUUUUGUUCUUUCAUGUUAGACAUGACAAGGCCCUUUUACUGAUAUAAAUAUUUUUUCUUUCUCUUAUAUUUUCAUAAUUUGGCAGGACAGCAAAGACUUUGAGCAUAAAAUGAUUCAAAUAGCAUUUUCAGUGAAAUAUGGAAAUCAUCAGUGUGCAGUGUGACUGUCCUCAAUAUGAACUGCAAUAUACAGAAACCUAUUAAAAUGAAUAAGGUGAAAAGUAGUUCAAUUAAAAGAAAUUGCCAUUAUCUUAUUGGAGUGUAUUAUCACAAAUGACUAGUUAUGGAUUUACACCUUACCAAAAAAAAAAAAAAAAAAAAAAAAAUGGCAUGAC